AGGUGAAGAAAUCACAUGGACAAUGUAGUAUAGCGUCGUCAUAUCGUUUAACCUUCGUUUAGAUUUGUUUCACGUAGUAAAUUCUAUUGUACAUGAUCUAAAUGACAAAAUUUUCAAACGGCGCAUAAACAGCAUUAUUUUAUAAUGGCAGAUCAGGCGGUAACUGAUAGAGGCAGAAAAAUGCAAGAUAAUUCGCCCGAUAAUGGUGUUGUAACAAUCAAUGACGAAUCCGAUAUAAUGAUGUUGUCUACUGACGAGGAGGCUCCACCAGGAAGAACUAUCAUAUCAGAAGAAAUACUAAUUUCCGACGACGAGUGCAUAGAAAAGUCAACUAACCUAGAAGAAAUCAUUAUUUCCGAUGACGAAAAUGAUAAUGAAGCCAAAGAAGAAUCUAUGGACGCCGGGGAAGUCACAGAAGUUGCACCUCCUGAAUCAACUAGUGUAUCAAAAGAUGAAAGCAUUGAAAUUAAAUUUUCAAGUACAGAGCUGUUUGAUAAAUAUAAACAAGAAUUUCGAACCUUUUGUCAAGGUUUCAAACAAUUUAAAUACCUAGAGGAACAGAAUAAAUUACUAUUGACAAAAGAUACUGACCUGAAGGACUUGUCAGUGAUUAAAAAAGUUGGGGAUAGUGUGGAAGAUGCUGUGGAGAGUAAUGAGAUUGAUCAAAAUGAAAAGAAAUCUCAUAAGAUUGAUAAUUUGUUUAUACUUGAUACAGAACCAACUUCACAACCGACAAAUUGUCCGAUAUAUAAAAGUAAAUAUAAAUUUAUUGAUGAACCUUUGCCUGAAGAGACAAAAGGAGCAAGCCAGUAAUAAGAAGAAAGAAGGCAUAGUGAUUUCUUGCUUUAAUUGCAAUGGUAACCACCAUGUGAGAAAUUGUCCAGUGCGAAGGAAUCAUAGAAGGAUCAAUAAGGUCCGAAAAUCCUAUGGUGGCAAACCAUUUAGGUAUCAUGAAGAAGGCGUUAAUAUAAAUAAACCUAUGAUACCUGGAGAAAUAUCAGAUACCUUGAGGAGAGCAAUUGGAAUAAGGAAAUACGACAUUCCCCCCCAUGUUUACAAAAUGCGAGUUAUGGGAUAUCCGCCCGGGUGGCUGGAGGAAGCGAGAGUAUGUCACUAUAAUAUAGCGGUUUUUGGCAGUGAUGGCAAGAAGGAUGGCAAAUCUGGCACAUUGAACCCCUAUUCAAUUUUACCUGAAAAGAUUAUAAGUUAUCCAGGGUUUAACUGCAAACCGGACCGAAGAUCUAGAGAUGAAUACAACUUUUAUGGAGUACCUCCAUAUUCCACGGCCCUGAGCAAAGAGAACAUGAUUGAAUUUGUCAAUAAUAUGUCUCACCAUGAGGCGGAACAACAAUCACAAGUGGAAAGGAAGCAGAAGUCACCUUCACCAUCAUUAAAUGAUUUAGAAUUGCAAAAACGACAACUGCUGGAACAACUUACAACCAACGAGAAUGAUGACUCCAAUCCGAAUGACACAAUAAAUGCAACGACAGCAAACAAAUCAUCGGCAGUUGUUAAUAAUACAAAGCAAAAAUCGCUUGAUUUGAGCACAAAUGUAGAUUGUGACGAGACAAAUCCAGGCAUGGAUUUAGAUUCUACAAUUAACAAUACCCGAGAUGAAGAUGUUUCGACCGCGGUAACACCAUCAACUCCUUCGACAAAAAUGGGUGUUAUAAAUGGUAGUUUAACAGGAACGCCAAUCCUCAAAGCAUUAUCACCGUACGCGCGCCUACCUUCCUUAGAUAACUUCCAGAAAGAUGUGUCACCGGUUAUCAAUUUUGAGAAUUUGGCCAACGCGUCUGGGAAAUACGAACAGAUGACAACAGUUCUGCAAAAAGUCCGCAGUACUUUGAAAUCGCGCUUUCAAACGUAAGAUUUACCAAAUGACGAACAACAAUUUAGUUAUCAAGAUAUAGCUAUGAGUAAAUUAGAAUUUAAGAAUUAAACAAGAGAUAAUUUAACCAUAAAGUAACAUAUAAAGAAUAAUAACCGAUCUAGUACAAGUUUUUCAAACAUAUAAAUAUGAAUUAAUACACGUCAAAUCGAUCUCUUAAAACCGAACGGAAUAAUCUUUUUGUUCAAAAGCUAUCUAUUUUUGUAUUAAUCAACACCAAGCAUGUGAAAAUAUAUAUUUAAUCUGCAGACAUUUUUAUAAAACACAA
This is a messenger RNA of Dalotia coriaria, 2159 nucleotides long. RefSeq names its product zinc finger CCHC domain-containing protein 8 homolog. Gene Ontology annotation, molecular function: RNA binding. Lineage: Eukaryota; Metazoa; Arthropoda; Insecta; Coleoptera; Staphylinidae. The coding region runs from base 638 to 1870 and encodes 410 amino acids. Gene Ontology annotation, cellular component: catalytic step 2 spliceosome. The record is from RefSeq and is a predicted model, not a curated record. The transcript is spliced from 3 exons.